This is a messenger RNA of Uranotaenia lowii, 2155 nucleotides long. RefSeq lists its product as uncharacterized. Bases 44 to 1864 code for a protein of 606 amino acids. Gene Ontology annotation, cellular component: plasma membrane. Gene Ontology annotation, molecular function: GTP binding; calcium channel regulator activity; GTPase activity. The transcript has 11 exons. Lineage: Eukaryota; Metazoa; Arthropoda; Insecta; Diptera; Culicidae. The record is from RefSeq and is a predicted model, not a curated record.
CAUCCGUUUUUUUAAAGAAAAAAAACAAGCCACACCACCAACCAUGGAAGAAACCCGGCGCUCCCGGAAGGACCUCAAGAAGAGCCAUGCCGACUCGUGGCCCAGCCGGACUUCGCUGCCGGCCAGCCCCAAGAUCAUCAAAACCACCGAGGACGAUCCGGACAGUGAGGUGUUCGAUUACUGUCAGUCAUCUUCGUCGCACACCGGAACCACCCCCACGAUGACGUCCUCCUCAAGUGGGGCGGUCCAGUACGAGUACGGUGCCAUCAGUCCCCGGUUCGAGCGAAAUCGGUUUGAGUUUUGCUAUCCGACGGUGUCGAAGGAAGAUUUCUCCAACAGCAUAUCGCUGGACAAUCAGGACAUGGAGCGGAAGAAGAAGAGGAUUUAUCCGAGCAAAACGCCGGAGAAUUCACUGGAAAAUGAACCAAUUAUGGACGCCUCGACGACGUCGGCCAGCUGCAGCUCUACGCGGGCGGCCAAAUCUCCGAGCGCCUCGCCCCGCCAUUCACCUCGCCAUUCACCCCGACAUUCGCGCCGACAGCUCAACAGCGAAAUAAAUAUCACCGCCAAUCCCGGCUAUCAGGUGCUUCGCAAUUCCCACUCGACUCUGGACCGAACGUGUUCCGACAGUGUGGUGUCUUUGAACUGCCACAAGUCCACCAGCGAUUUGACGACGCAACCGAGCGAUCCAACCGGAAGUGGGGGUGGAGCAGCUGCUCCAGGACGGAAGGGUCGGCGAAGGAGCAGCCACAAGGGUGGACUGUACAUCCUGGCCAGCCGAAAGAAUUCGCGAGAUUCGAUCAAGAGCGGUGCCUCCAACACGUCCGUGUUUUCCAAUGAGGACGUUGGCCCUCUGGCAUUUCAGGCAUCGGCCCGGGGAAGACAGCGGAGGACGUCCAACUUUUUGGAGCUACCGAUUCCGGACCAUGCCCGGCCCCGGGUCUGCUCGCUUCCGGAACGGCCGUACAAUCCCCGGCAGAGCGACGAUCUGUACCGGUUGCGGCAUUUCUCCAUCAGCAAGGGCACCGUGGUCAACUGUGGGGAUUCGAUUAUUUCACGGCGGUCCCGGAGCAACACCAGCGUCAAUUCAACAGCCAGUCGUGCCAGCGAGCGGUCGCCCUUCGAUGGAUCCUGCUGCGGGGGUGGAUACGCUACGGUGGAUUCCCUGCCCUCGUCCCCGGUUGCCGACGAGGAUGACAGCGAACCCAUCACCACGAGAUACCGGGUAGUGAUGGUUGGCGAUUCUGGAGUCGGGAAAACGGCUUUGGUGUCCCAGUUUAUGACGUCCGAGUACAUGCACACCUACGAUGCGAGCUUGGAUGACGAGUUUGGCGAGAAAACCGUUAGCAUUCUGCUGGACGGCGAGGAAUCCGAGAUGAUAUUCAUCGAUCACCCGAACGUGGAGAUGAGCGUGGAAAACUCGUUAUCAACCUACGAACCCCAUGCCUGCGUCGUUGUCUAUUCGAUCGUGGAUCGGAACUCGUUCCGCGUGGCCGAGGAAAUCCUCAACUAUCUGUGGUCCGAAAAGUACACCAAGGAGAAGGCCGUCAUCAUCGCGGCAAACAAGUCCGAUCUGGCCCGGUCCCGGGUGAUCAAUACCGCAGAAGGCAAACAGUUAGCAACAUCGCGAGAGGCGAAAUUCAUCGAAACGUCCAGCGGAAUUCAGCACAACGUCGACGAACUGCUGGUGGGUGUACUGAAACAGAUCCGGCUAAAGGAACAGCGCGAGAAGAGGGCGAGUGCCACCAAUCUUCGAAACUCCCGCACCCAGAUGUCGCUGCACAUCGCCAAGGAGAUCCUGCACAAAAUUUGCCUCACCGACAUCACCAAAUCGAAAAGCUGUGAAAAUCUUCACGUGCUGUAAUGAGCCGGGCACAAAACAAAUUAAAACUUGCCAAGUACCUAACCUUGUUCCUCGUUCAGUCAUUCCUGGAGACUGGAGCUCCUCAGACAGAAAAAAAACAAACCUAAGAAUCCCAAGCACUGCUCAACCAAAAAAAAACAUAAUCCCUCAAAAAUCUAUGCAUGAAAACAGGUCCAGAAAAAAUCAGAUUUCAUUUCAUUUGAUAAGUCAACUCGGCUGGCAUCAAAAACAGUCACCCGACGAAACAAGAAAACAGAAGACAGACAGGUAAUCCUUCUAAGCCUUUUGAGU